GCGAUCAGCACUGCAGAUGAACAAAUAGAAAAAAUGAUAAAUGUGCCUGGAGGCACAGAUCCAGAGGAACGUGAACAGGCAGCUGAGGAGGGCGCACCAACAAAAGCCAAAUCAAGUUCGAGAGGAAAGAAACACAAGUCCUCUACGAAGAAAGAUGUAACAUCAAAGGCUGGCAAAGCGGGGGAAGCUGGUUCGUCCAUUGUUGAAAAAGUAGAAGCCGACAAAAUAGAAAGUGAAUCACCUUGUAAGAAGCCAAAAGUCGAGGUCACUGAUGAAUUGAAUGAGGAAACGUUGCAGCUUCAUAAGAUUAACGAGGAGCUACUAUGUUUGGAUGAUUCUUUGAUCAAAAUACUUGCUUACCAACGGUUGCAACAAAUACUGGCUCAAAGCAGCGAAGUGUUACAAAAACCAUCAUCCGAAUUUUCGGCAAGGACUAUCCGCGAAUUAAUGAAAUCAGAGAAACCGGCAAAGUCAACUCCUCUGCCUAGUCAGUUGUUGACAAAAGAUGAUAUUGAGCGUAUAGCAAGAGAAUUUACGAGUCCAAGAAGAGACUACAACGCAGCAGAGACCGUCAAUGCUGCUGGAGUUGUUUCCCCGACCAAGGUAGAGCCAAAGGAAGAGAAGAAAUCGCAGAAGGAACCGGAAACAAACGAACAGAAAAUAUUCCUGAUGGCUCAAAAUCUGGAAAAACACGUUAAUAACAUCGAUAUUCGUGUCCGCGCUGUAGUAACUCCAGUGGAUGUCAAUUUACCUGGCUGCAGCUGGUUUGAAACGCUGGAUCUGUCACGUUCCGUCUUCAUGCGAUAUCGCUCCCUGUCGAUUGGAAGCGGACCAGGCAACGAUCUACAACUUUCGAAGUUUGGUUCCUGCCGAUUUGUUUCAGAUAAACACGCUACUAUAUUCUAUGACGAGGUAACAAAAAUGUUCGAGUUAUUAAACUAUUCAGAAUUUGGAACCGUAGUAAACGGUCAACUGUUCACGUGUGACUUUACUGACCACUCGCUUGAUGUAAAGCCUGAACCUGAUAGUGGCCAUCAUUCUUCGAAAAAAUCGAAGAAAGAUGAACAUGACGAUAUCAACAAGGACAAAAGGAUGGACAAACAAAAAAUCCGCCAGGAUAUUAUAAAUCUGAUUGACAUGUCGCGGCAGUGCAAACGAAGAAAUUACGAUUUUCUCUCAUCCACAAGCAUGGCAGAUAUAUCGCAGACUGGGUGCGAUUGCACCAAUCCAAAUCCGAAAAUUUCAGGAUGGGAGGGCACAGCCAUUCUUUACCAAGGAGCUGUUUUAAAGUUUGGAUGCUUAUCAGUUGUUUUCACCAUCACUAACUAUGAUAACAAUACAGAAGAAUUUGACGACACAGACGGAUCGUCAGAGGACGAUGAAGGAGAAGAAAAAUAGAAAUAAGAUUAUCUCACAUGUUUUUUUUUGUAUUCAACAACAUAUUUAGUAUCUAGUUCUAAUGUAUUUUUGUAUAUUGUUAACAGUAAUAACUUUGAGCGUUUCCUAACGUUGCUUCUCAUCCCAUUUAAUAACAUUAUCUUCGUAUUAGAUAUUUUUUUGUACUUUAUUAAUAAUACUGUUUUAAUUGCAUUUUUUUUAAAGUGCAAAUAAAUAGAGGAUGUUUUCGCAGAUGAACAAAGUUAGGUGACGUAUUUUUGGCUUUUUGCGGUUAAGUGA
This is a messenger RNA of Ochlerotatus camptorhynchus, 1677 nucleotides long. RefSeq lists its product as uncharacterized. The transcript has 4 exons. Gene Ontology annotation, molecular function: protein binding. NCBI's taxonomy places the organism in Eukaryota, Metazoa, Arthropoda, Insecta, Diptera, Culicidae. Bases 34 to 1398 code for a protein of 454 amino acids. The record is from RefSeq and is a predicted model, not a curated record.